CCUCUGUUGUCCCUGUUUAGCUGCGCCGUGAAGCUAGGCUGCGGAGGGAGUAUCUCUACCGUAAAGCACAGCAAGAGAAGCUGCACAGCAUUGAGGAGAAGAAACAGAAACUAAAACAUGUCCUUGAAGAGGGAAAAGAAAUCUGGUUCACUGAUGUCCUUUAGAGAAGGAAACUGCCAUCCUUGGCUGAUCUGAACCUACACUGGUUGGGCCCCAGAUGGAAUACUGUGUGCAGUUCUGGUCACCACGCUGUCGGAAGGAUGUGUGUGUUGGAGAGAGUGCAGAGGAUGUUGCCUGGGUUGAAAAGCCUCAGUUAUGAGGCGAAACUGGAGAACCGGCUGAUCCCCACAGAGCUGCGACGGGAGGCACUGGAUCUGCAGAAGGUCCUGGAGUACGAUGAUGAGGGGGGCGAAGGAGUGAGCAGUCACAUAGAUGACGAAUACAAGUGGGCCGGAGUGGAAGAUCCAAAGGUCAUGGUCACAACAUCCCGGGAUCCCAGCUCCAAGCUCAAGCAGUUUGCCAAGGAAGUUAAGCUGAUUUUCCCAAACGCCCAGCGCAUGAACCGAGGGAAGCACGACAUUGACGCGCUCAUGAGAGCGUGCAAGGCCAGCGGAGUGACCGACCUGAUCGUUGUGCAUGAACACCGAGGAGUACCAGAUGGCCUCAUCGUGUGCCACUUACCAUUCGGCCCCACUGCGUACUUCACCCUCUCCAACGUAGUGAUGCGCCAUGACAUCCCAAAGAUCGGCACCAUGUCCGAGGCCUACCCGCACCUCAUCUUCCACAACCUGAACUCGAAGCUCGGCCUGAGGGUAACCAGUAUCCUGAAGUAUUUAUUCCCGGUCCCUAAAGGAGAAAGCAAAAGAGUAAUCACAUUCGCCAACCAGGAUGACUUCAUCUCUUUCAGGCAUCAUGUCUACAGGAAGGUCGAUCACAAAAAUGUCGAGCUGACGGAAGUGGGCCCCAGGUUCGAGAUGAAACUGUAUCAGAUUAAGCUGGGAACUCUGGAAAACGAGCAGGUCUCCGACACGGAAUGGCGUUGGCACCCAUACACCAACACCGCCAAGAAGAGGAGGUACCUGAGCAUAGAGUCGGACGUCGCUUCCCGUCCAGUGAGUUAGCGCACACGGAAAGAGAGAGAGACGCAGUCACUGUGCCUUGGGGAUUUGAUUGAACUUGCAAAACCGCGACAACUCUACCUGAAUAAACCAGCCAACUGGGCAGGGGCGUAGGGAAUUGCCCUGCAUCCAGAACCGCAACUGGCCGUAGAAUUCAAACAGAUCGAAAAUCCAACAGCAGGCUCCCACUUUGUAACUCGUCGCUGUCAUUUUCAUGCCUGCCUCUGUUUGACAGAGCAGUUGAGUUCAGACAGCAUCACUUCCCUCUCCUGUUUCUUGGCUCCCUGCGCACUGUCACGCUGCCCGCUACACCUGACAUCCGUUGCCUCGGUCCCAAGCCGCCCUCGUACCCAGCGAGUGCAUGCUUGGCCUUCCUGACAGGGUCCAGGCUGCCGUUGUCUCCUGGGGACAGAUCUGACCUUUUUGGCCAGACUCUGAACUCAGACACUGGGCUGAUGGCGGGGCAGAAAGGGGCUGCGACGAGGGGGAAACCAGCCCGCAACUGUCGCGGCUCCUGGGCCUGGGGAGCUGGCUGUGAGCAUUCCCUCUUGAGUUUUAACUGAGAUGGCAUCAGCGGUGCUGCAGAAACUCAGCGGGUCUGGCUGUGUCGCUGGCGAGAGAAACCGGGUUAACUUUUGCCGUCCGGUGCAGCAACGCUUCAGAACUGCGGAAAGUCUUCAAGGUGAGCGUAACCCAGUAGGGAAGGCGCUAGUUGAGUUGAGCUCUCUGAUCAAAGCCAAAUAGCGUGGGGCAUUGGAUCAGAAACAAACGCGCAGUGCUGGAGCAGCUCGUCCGUUUCUCUGUCUCUUCUUCCCCCCCGCCACCCCGAGUUUCUGCAGCAUUUUAUGUCUCUGUUGAUAGAUUUUACUCAGCUGUUGGCAGACUCGUGUUUACUGUUGUGUGUUUAGUGGUGAAAUGGUACAUUAGAUCUUCCCGUGUCUCGUAACUAAACAUUCUCUUGGA
Messenger RNA from Stegostoma tigrinum, 2081 nucleotides. It is a transcript of the gene imp4, whose product is annotated as IMP U3 small nucleolar ribonucleoprotein 4. The coding region runs from base 261 to 1121 and encodes 286 amino acids. The record is from RefSeq and is a predicted model, not a curated record. The transcript is spliced from 9 exons. Gene Ontology annotation, cellular component: small-subunit processome; Mpp10 complex; nucleolus. Gene Ontology annotation, molecular function: snoRNA binding; rRNA primary transcript binding. NCBI's taxonomy places the organism in Eukaryota, Metazoa, Chordata, Chondrichthyes, Orectolobiformes, Stegostomatidae. Gene Ontology annotation, biological process: rRNA processing.